Salvia splendens (bonfire salvia) is the source of this 1582-nucleotide messenger RNA. Its product is annotated as prefoldin subunit 6. NCBI's taxonomy places the organism in Eukaryota, Viridiplantae, Streptophyta, Magnoliopsida, Lamiales, Lamiaceae. Gene Ontology annotation, biological process: protein folding; chaperone-mediated protein complex assembly. The transcript has 6 exons. Gene Ontology annotation, cellular component: prefoldin complex; cytoplasm. The coding region runs from base 132 to 515 and encodes 127 amino acids. Gene Ontology annotation, molecular function: protein-folding chaperone binding. The record is from RefSeq and is a predicted model, not a curated record.
UUUUUUUUCUUUUCAACUCGACUACUCGAGCUAUUGCAUUACACUACGUAAGUGGCCGAGAUCGGAUUUCCAGCGCCGUCGCUAGAGAAUUAAAGUAAUCGGAUUUGCCGGAGGCGCGAAGCGGCGGAGUGAUGGCCGCUAUCAAGGAGCUAACACGCGAUCUAGAGAACAAAGCCAAUGAUUUCAGAAAACUUGAGAAAGAUAUUCAGAAGAACCAGCAAGUGAAAAAGAAGUACACCAUUCAGCUCGGCGAAAACGAGCUCGUGCUCAAGGAACUGGAUUUGUUGAACGAGGACACGAAUGUGUACAAAUUGAUUGGCCCGGUGCUAGUGAAGCAGGAUUUGGCUGAGGCUAAUGCCAAUGUUCGGAAGCGGAUUGAAUAUAUCUCUGCCGAAUUGAAACGCUUAGAUAGUACUCUUCAAGAUUUACAAGAAAAGCUAAAUAGCAAGCAAGAAUCGAUUGCCAAGCUACAACAAAGAAUCCAGACUCUUCAAGCUGGAAAAGCAAAGGCCUAAUAUGGAAAGGAAUACGUGCUAGCCAUAGAAAUGCUCAAAUUUGGUAUCAAAUGAUCUCUCUAGGGAUGUCCCGUUUAUAGUAAGUCGCACGUCUCUCCUUUUGCCGCAUAAUUUUGUUUUUCGAAUAUUUAGAAUAUAGAAGACGAAUUUGAAGCCUGCUAUAUUUGUCUUGUUACUAGUGAUUAUUCCAUGCCUACAUACGGUUCAUUCAUACAUGUAUAAAUUGAGUGGAGGAUUUUUUUACUGCAGGAAGAAUAUUCUCAUGAUUACAGGUUUCUGUAAAAAUGAUGUUUUUUUUUCAAAUUCAAAUGUCUGAAUUUGGUUGUCAUUCAUACAUGUAUAAAUUGAGUGGAGGAUUUUUUUACUGCAGGAAGAAUAUUCUCAUGAUUACAGGUUUCUGUAAAAAUGAUGGUUUUUUUUCAAAUUCAAAUGUCUGAAUUUGGACAACCGUCUUCGAUGCCAUAGUAACUGGCAAUCAGCUUAUGUAACUGGCUGCUCUCUCAUCUCUCACUUACCACAUUCACGAAGCAACUUCUGAAUGGAAGGCAUGAUUUUGAAGCUGGACAAUCGUGUAUAAAUUCUCAUGCAUAUAUACCAUAAUGACAUUCUUGAAUCUUGAAACUUAAGGCCCCGCGUAGCACUCGGGGCAGAUUAUGUGUUUGCGUACUUGACAGAUCUUUCAGAUUUUGGUCUUGUUAGUGUGUUGCAGAGGGAGGUUAUUUUUUUAUGCAGUUUUCUUUCCAGUUCCAAAUUUAUUAUUUGGGACAUGUUUUUGUUAAUGGCAAACAGUGUUGUCACAGAUGGAACUCCACUUCCCUUCCGACUUGCGUAUGUUAAGCAUACCACAAGCGUUCAUCCUGAGCUAGGAUCGAAUUCUCCAUGAGAUUCAUAACAUACCACAAGCGUUCAUCCUGAGCUAGGAUCGAAUUCUCCAUGAGAUUCAUAGUUUAAUGGAGUACUACAUAAUUUGUGUGGCUUCACCAACAAUAUGAAUAUGAUCAUAUGCUAUUUAAAAGUUAUAGUACUUUGUUAAUAUUAAUAUAAUCACAUGCUAUUUUAUGCUACCA